Molecule: messenger RNA, 3247 nt
Organism: Drosophila innubila
Lineage: Eukaryota; Metazoa; Arthropoda; Insecta; Diptera; Drosophilidae
Product: transmembrane GTPase fzo
Exons: 1
Coding region: 115-2205 (696 amino acids)
Biological process (GO): mitochondrial fusion; mitochondrion localization
Cellular component (GO): mitochondrial outer membrane
Molecular function (GO): GTPase activity; GTP binding
Source: RefSeq, a predicted model, not a curated record
UCAAAAAUGUUUUAGAAUGAAAAAUAUCUGAAACUUCACAUUCAGCUCUUGAAUAAGUUGAAUAAAUUGAUAUAUUUUUAUAAAAAUAUUAUAUUAUAUAAGAAAGGCAGAGAUAUGUGCGCAAAGCUGAGCGACUUUGGCCUGGCCAAAACGGAGAUGCUGAAUAUAUACGAGGAUAUGGCAAUGUACCUGCAACAGAUUGUGGCACAGUUGCAGGAGAUGCCACAAUUGGGUGAUCUGCUCAAUGAACGUAUUCAAGAACAACUGUUAGGUUGCAUAAACCGAAUAAAAGCCAUUUGCCCCAUGUUGCAGCGUAAACACAUGAAGGUUGCGUUCUUUGGACGCACAUCGAAUGGAAAGAGUGCGGUGAUCAAUGCCAUGUUGCAUGAACGCAUAUUGCCGAGUGCCAUGGGGCAUACAACGAGUUGCUUUUGUCAGGUGGAGGCGUGUGGAAGGGGGGAGUCUGCCCACGUGAUGAUCGAGCACAGUGAGGGAGAAAAGUUGAGCAUCGAUUCUCUGCGAGAUUUGGCGAGUGCACAUUCAAGUCAAUCAUUGAGUGCUCAUCGUUUGUUGCACGUGCGCUGGCCGAGCAGCAGUUGCAACCUGCUGGGGCACGAUGUGGUGCUGCUGGACACACCUGGCGUGGAUGUGACGGCGCAACUGGACGAAUGCAUCGAUCGUCAUUGCCUCAAUGCGGAUGUGUUUGUGCUCGUGCUGAAUGCCGAGUCCACAAUGUCGCGGGUGGAGCGACAAUUCUUCGAGGCGGUGGCACAACAAUUGUCGCGUCCCAAUCUCUUUAUACUGAACAAUCGCUGGGAUGUGGCUGCCACACUGGAGCCGCACAUGGAGCAAUUGGUGCGGGCACAGCACACACAGCGUUGCCUCCAACUGUUGAUCGAGGAACUCGGCAUCUAUUCAAGUGUCGAGCUGGCCCGAAGACGCAUCUUUCAUGUCUCCGCAUUGGAAGCGUUGCGACUGCGGCAACAACAACAACAACAACAGCAUGCCAAGCGAGGGGAGGAGGAGAGCUUUCGAAUUCCAGGUGGACGUCAACGUUACGAGGAGUUUCUGCGCUUCGAGCGAGAAUUCGCCAGUUGCAUUACACAGAGCGCGCUGAGCACAAAGUUCGAGCAACAUUGCGCCGGGGCAGCGGAGAUGUUGCUGAUGUUGCAAGAACUGUUGCAGCAACUGGGCACAGGCCUAACUGCACUUGGGGCAGAGAAAACCUUGGCUCAAGCCGAGCUAAGUGAGAGAUUCGAGUGUUGGCAAGUGCAAAUCAUGCAGCGGCAAGAAGAACUCAACUUGCAACUGGAGCGGUUGAGUGAGGAAACAACGCGACUGGGCACACAGUUGUUGCAAGAGCAAAUCCAGCGUCUGCCCGCCGUUGUGCAACAAUUUCGGUUGCCCGUUCAGCCGCAGCUGCAAGUGCCACAGGAACUGUGCAACUAUCAGCGUUUGCUUGGCGUCCACUUGGAGCAGCUGCUGUUGGGGCAAGUGGAGAUGCAACUGUGGCCCGUGUUGCAACAGAAAGUGAGUGAAUUGCAACUGCAACUGCACUUGGAAAGUGAAUUGCCCUGGCAACUCUAUUCGCCCAUCAACUGCCAGUUGCUCAUGUCCGAUUUUCAGGUGGAUUUGCAGUUUCGCUUCUCCUGGGGCAUGGCGGCCAUAGUGCAACGCAUUUGUGGCAAGUGGCAACAGCGAGAGCUGCCCCUAAAGUUGCCUGCCAUUGAGAAUUGCCUGCUGGACACAAAUAAUGGUUCCAUGGCCUCAAUGUUGCUGCUGGGCGGCGUCUUGGCCCGUUCCCUCAGUUGGCGUCUGCUUCUUGUUCUGGGUGGCAUGCUGGGCUCCUUUUAUGUCUAUGAGCUGCUCAGCUGGACGCAGCCGGCGCAGGAGCGCAGUUUCAAAACUCAAUACACGCGACACUUGCAGCGUCGUUUGCGCGAAAAUGUGGCACAAACCGCAACGGGUUUCGGGCAGCAGGUGAGGCAACACCUGACGCACUCGAUGCGUGAAUUCAGCGCGGAAACGGAACAAAGUCGCAGCGAAAUCACCGAAGAGUUGCACACACUGAAAACUCAAUUGGAAACGCUGGAAAAUUGUCAAAUGAAAUUAAAACAAUUGCAAUUGGAGGCGGUUGCGUUGCAGCAACGCAUAACGGCAUUUCAAGAGCACUACAUGCCACACAAUCAAAGGAAAUCCAUGUAGAGCAGAUGGGGGAAAAAACCUUUUCCAUUUUCAUUUAUCUUUUAUCUUUAUUUUUUCCCGUUUGCCAAUUAAAAGUUGCCUUGUUCCGUUCUAAUAAUCCUGCGCUGUGAAUUUCUUAAGCUCAACUUUAAUUACUUUCUUGAUUAGAGAACAGAAAAAAAUAGAACAGAAAAAACCAGUUUUUUUUUUAAGCCCAUCUUCUUGUUUCUGGUUGAAGAAGCGAACAGCGUCCAUGUUAAAACAACAACAAGACAAAAGCGUAUCCAAAAGCAAAAGUAACCAAUACAUAAACGGCUAAGCUCCGCCUCUGUCUCACACACACACGACGCGUCGCAGUGCGCAUGAACAAAGGCCGCAGUCGCAGCGCAGUCUGUGCGACGUCUGUGCACACACAGAGGCAGAGAGAGGAAGUACAUAGAGUUGUCUCGCUCUCACUCGCUGCUGUUGCAUUGCAUUUGGACUGGCAACGCCAUUUCUCUUUUUGCGCUGCUGCUGACGUCGACGCCGCCGCUGCCGCUGACGUCGGCCGCCAUCGAGGCAUUUAGAAUCGUAUUUGAAUUUUUAUAAACGCUCGAGAAACGCUCAACGCUUGACGCGCGCGCUGUUCAGGAAAGAAUUCGAGAAAACCUCUAUUAAAAAAUGAAUAAAUAAAAAAUAAUUUAAUAAAAAAAAAUAUUGAAGCAACCACGCUUAGUGUAGUGUUGUGUUAUGCAGUGUUCUUACAGAACUUGGAAUAAAACUAUGGACUUUUCAGCCAAGUCAUCUUCAUCCCAAGAACUUGGCCAAUAAGCUGAAUUUUAACAUUUGCCCAAACCCAAAGCAACGGCUAUAAACUGUGUCAAAGGUACAGUAAAACAACGCACAGUACAUCAUAAUUCGUAAUUAAUGCAACUACAUAACCGCAACGUGUGCUCAACAAAAAUUAAGUUUUAAAAAAAAAAAGUGAAAGUCUUGCCAAAAACAUAAAUAAUACGAGUUACCAAACGUUAAACAGGCCGCAACUUAGUGUUAACAAUAGAGCCUAACAAACCAAAAAAAAAAA